GUCCCAGAAGGCGCCGCGCUCUCAAGAUGGCGGCCGACGUGCCCGUUACUCAUCGGCCCCCGCCGAGCCCCGAGGCCGGCGCCGAGCUGGACGCCGACGAGUCGGCCGCCGAGCGCCGGGCGCCCGAGGAGGAACUGCCGCCGCUCGAUGCCGAGGAGAUCCGGAAGCGCCUGGAACACACCGAGCGCCAGUUCCGGAACCGUCGCAAGAUACGGAUCCGGGGCCUCCCGGGGGACGUGACCAACCAGGAAGUGCACGAUCUACUAAGCGACUUUGAACUCAAGUACUGUUUUGUGGACAAAUACAAGGGAACAGCCUUCGUGACCCUGCUGAAUGCGGAGCAGGCAGAGGCGGCCAUCAGCGCCUUCCACCAGAGCCGCCUGCGGGACAGCGAGCUAAGCGUGCAGCUGCAGCCGGCGGACGCGCUGUUGUGUGUGGCCAACCUGCCGCCCAGCCUCACGCAGCAGCAGUUUGAAGAGCUGGUGCGGCCCUUCGGCAGCCUGGAGCGCUGCUUCCUGGUGUACAGCGAGCGGACGGGCCAUUCCAAGGGCUACGGCUUCGCCGAGUACAUGAAGAAGGACUCGGCGGCGCGUGCCAAGUCCGACCUGCUGGGCCGCCGCCUGGGCCGCCGUACCCUCUACGUGCACUGGAGCGACGCGGCCCAGCUCACGCCCGCGCUGCUGCACUCGCGCUGCCUCUGUGUGGACCACCUGCCUGCCGGCUUCAGUGACAUUGAGGCCCUGCGCCGGGCGCUCUCAGCCGUGCACACGCCCACCUUCUGCCAGCUCGCCUAUGGCCAGGAUGGGCAGCUGAAGGGUUUUGCGGUGCUGGAGUUCGAGACAGCGGCCAUGGCCGAGGAGGCUCAGCAGCAGGCAGAUGGCCUGGCGCUGGGAGGCGGCCACUUGCGAGUGUCCUUCUGUGCCCCGGGCCCCCCAGGCCGCAGCAUGCUGGCAGCGCUCAUUGCUGCCCAGGCUACGGCGCUGAACCGGGGCAAGGGGCUCCUUCCUGACCCCAACCUUUUGCAGCUGCUCAAGAACCUGAGCCCCUCAGCCUCGCUGCAGCUGCUGCUGAACCCCCUGCUGCAGGGCGGUGCAGGGGGUAAGCAGGGCCUCCUGGGUGCACCCCCCACUGUGCCGCUGCUCAACAGCCCCGCACUGUCGACAGCUCUGCUGCAGCUGGCCCUGCAGGCCCAGAGCCAGAAGAAGCCGGGGAUCCUGGGAGAUUCACCUCUUGGCUCCCUCCAGCCCGGGGCCCCACCGGCACCCCCACUCCUGGGCGAUGUCCCUGCAGGGGGGGGCCUGUCCCCCAAGCUGUCAAGGCGAGGAGGCAAACCGCCACCCCUGCUGCCACCUCUGCUUGGCCCCUCCGGGGCUGACCGGGACGGUCUGGGCCUGGGCCCCCCAAGCACCCAGCUCACUCCACCCCCUGCCCCGAUGGGGGUUCGGGGCUCCAGCCUCCGAGGUGUCCAGAAAGACAGCACGCCUCUACCGACUCCUUCUGGGGUGUCCCUGCUGGGGGAGCCCCCUAAGGACUUUAGGAUCCCCCUGAACCCCUACCUGAACCUACAGAGCCUGCUCCCAGCCAGCAGCCUGGCGGGUAAGGAGGCCCAGGGCUGGGGGGGCCCUGGGAGAAGUGGCCGUGCAGCCGAGGGGCCCCCUCCCAACCUUGCAGCCCCAGGCAGCAGCGGUAGCAAGGCCUUCCCUCUGCGGGGCCGCCUGCACCCCGAGCCGUGCCUGCCCGACAGCUUCGGCAUCGACUACACCCCAGAUGUGGCGCCCCGGCGACUUUUUUCUCACUCACGGGAGCCGGUUCCUGGCCCCCCUGGGCACAGCCGCCUCAAAAUGUCACCCCCACACAGUGGCUUCAGCGAACGGAGCUCUGGGGGCCCCCUCCCUCAUUUCUACUCGGGUUCCCCCACGUCCUACUUCACCAGUGGCCUGCAGGCUGGUCUCAGGCAGAGCAACCUGAACAAGGCCGUGGGCUCCUCCCCGCUGGGCACGGGUGAAGCACUCCUGGGGAUCAGCCCUGGGCACAAUGGCCACAGCCAUCUGCUGAAGACCCCACUGGGUGGCCAGAAACGCAGCUUCUCUCACCUUCUGCCAUCGCCAGAGCCCAGCCCUGAGGGCAGCUACGUGGGCCAGCAUUCGCAGGGCCUGGGCGGCCACUAUGCCGACUCCUACCUGAAGCGCAAGAGGAUUUUCUGAGCUGCUGGCUCCCCACAGAGCUCUGCUUUGGGGGUUUCUGGGCUUGCAUUUGGGGAUUUUAUUUUAUUUUUCAUUUUUAAAUCAUUCCUCCUGGCGCUAAUAGAAGACCCAGAAAAGACUGACCGAACAUUGUGGAGCCCCAGGAUUGCAGGGGCACCCAGCUUCCCCCUGCAGCCUUAGUGGGGAGGGGCCCGGUGCGUGCUCUGCCCUCCCCCUGCAUCUGCUUGUGUAUGUCCGUCUGUCUCCCAUCCGUCUGGCCAUCUGUCCAGGAGUCUUUGCCUGCUCAUUACUCCUGUCUCUUGGCCUUUCGAGUGCCUUGGAGGUUUCCCCUGACCUCCCGUGAGGAUCAGAGACUGUGUCCCCCCCCCACACACACACACACUUUUUUAACUUU
Molecule: messenger RNA, 2598 nt
Organism: Suncus etruscus (white-toothed pygmy shrew)
Lineage: Eukaryota; Metazoa; Chordata; Mammalia; Eulipotyphla; Soricidae
Gene: RAVER1
Product: ribonucleoprotein, PTB binding 1
Exons: 13
Coding region: 27-2204 (725 amino acids)
Cellular component (GO): cytosol
Molecular function (GO): mRNA binding
Source: RefSeq, a predicted model, not a curated record